Messenger RNA from Macrosteles quadrilineatus (aster leafhopper), 1103 nucleotides. RefSeq lists its product as uncharacterized. The transcript has 3 exons. The coding region runs from base 87 to 1103 and encodes 338 amino acids. The record is from RefSeq and is a predicted model, not a curated record. Lineage: Eukaryota; Metazoa; Arthropoda; Insecta; Hemiptera; Cicadellidae.
CUAAGAGAGUUGAGGUUAGAGGUUAUGUUUGUUUGGUAUUCAAGCUACUUUAUACUCGUUUAGCCUACUCAAGUGCUUUUUUUAAAAUGUUAGAAAGUGAAAGUCCUGACGACGAAGGCCUAGGUAAAGAAACAAAUAAACGAAAAAGAGGUGUACGAAAUAUUGAAAAAUAUAAAGUGAAUGUUAUUAAAAAGGCCAGAAUUCGAGGAGAUGAAUACGUCAACUACAAAGGAAAUGUUACAGAAGCACGUACAACUGGAAUACCAUGCACGUGCAGAAUGAAAUGUUUUGAACGUAUAACUGAAGAGGAUCAAUUAGAUAUUCUAAAUAGAGGAGGAAGCUUUCAAAACAAAGAUGAACAAGAUUUAUUUUAUCAGUCAUUAAUAGAAGCCCAUCCUGUUAAAACUAGAAGAUCAAGAGUUACUACACAAACUGAAGAAGAACCUAAGCCUAAGCAUUCUGUUGCACAUGAAAGUUCUUUUACCUUUCAUGUACUGGUUGGUGAAAAAAGAACUAAAGUUUGCAAAAAGGCUUUUUUGAGUUUGUAUGGAAUAGGCGAUAAAAAGGUUAGAAGACUUAAAAAUUUACUUUUAAAAGGUAAGUCGCCUAGAGACUUAAGAGGACAGCAGAUGAAUAGGAAAACGUUUCCUAAAGAUUAUACGGAUCAAAUAAAAAAGCACAUUGAGUCCUUCCCUUUAAAAAUAAGUCACUACUCAUCUAAGGAAAUUAAGUACUUAGAUGCCAACCUUGAUAUCAAGAAAAUGUACAAUCUGUUCUUAGACAAAUUUGAGGGAAGCGAUGUAGUUUAUAGCUACUAUUAUAAAGUAUUUAAAGAGCAUUUUAACUAUCGGUUUGGAAGGCCCCAGAUUGACACAUGCUGUGAGUGUGAAAUGCUUAAUACUCGCAUUAAAAACCCUCAACUAAAUGAGACUGCUAAACGAGUUGAAAUUUCACCUCCCACUGACAUUCUGUAUAAAGAAAAAGUUCCUAUACCAAAGAAGAAAAUGGAUGACAUCAAGAAGCUUGUCCAAUACGUUCCUCAAGAACACCUAGCCUUUUACCAUGAGCUUGUUUGUUGGCCAACAAUUGAGAAAGACAGUUAA